GUGCCCCGGGCCAUGAUCGCCGUCUCCAUCGUCGCGGAGCCCCCGGCUGCGCGCAGCCCCGACCGGGCGCACACGCUGUUCCAGGUGGAGGUGCUGUGUAAUGGCCGGCGGCACACAGUGACCAAGCGCUACAGUGAGUUCCAGGCACUGCACAAGCGGAUCAAGAAGAUCUGCAAGGUCCCCGACUUUCCCCCACGCCAUGUUCCCAACUGGAUGCCCAAAGUGCUGGAGCAGCGCCGGCAGGGCCUGGAGGUCUACCUGCAGGGUGUGCUGUGCCACAACAAGGAGCUGCCUCAGGACGUCCUGGACUUCCUGAAGGUGCGGCAGUGCCAGCAGAACCCCAAGGCCAGCAGCCCUCCCAGCACCAGAUUCCUGCCCUCCCAGCGCCCCAUUGUCAGCUUCUGCUCGGAUCCCUACGUGCGGCCACACGGCACUGACUUGCUCCCUAACACCGUCCUCAGAGGGGUCCUGCAGGGCCUCUACCUCCCCCUGAGCUGCGUCCCCAGCAGGAAGCACCCUGAGCCUCUGGAAUGACGAGUUCCCAGACACCCACCCAGCACCCAGGGAUGCAGUGGUGAGGAAAAGAUCCUUGUGGUGAAACAAACUCCUUUCUGCUGAGCUGGAACAGGGAAAGGGUGAGAUGACCCAAGGGCACAGGGGGAGAAGGCAAAGGGAAGUUGGGAACUGCUCUCCCACCACCACGCAAAGUGCCUUUUGUUGGCAGAGCAGGAGUUCUGCCUUUCUCCCCUGCUGUUUUGGGCUUGCAGUACAAGCCUCUGGAUGCUGAAUGGUGCUGGAAAUCCUCUCUGCAUCCAGGCUUUGGUGCAAUAAAUCUCCUCAAUUUG
This is a messenger RNA of Catharus ustulatus (Swainson's thrush), 845 nucleotides long. It is a transcript of the gene SNX22, whose product is annotated as sorting nexin 22. NCBI's taxonomy places the organism in Eukaryota, Metazoa, Chordata, Aves, Passeriformes, Turdidae. The record is from RefSeq and is a predicted model, not a curated record. The coding region runs from base 13 to 534 and encodes 173 amino acids. Gene Ontology annotation, molecular function: phosphatidylinositol phosphate binding. The transcript is spliced from 6 exons.